This is a messenger RNA of Biomphalaria glabrata, 1509 nucleotides long. RefSeq lists its product as uncharacterized. The transcript has 2 exons. NCBI's taxonomy places the organism in Eukaryota, Metazoa, Mollusca, Gastropoda, Planorbidae. The record is from RefSeq and is a predicted model, not a curated record. The coding region runs from base 320 to 1153 and encodes 277 amino acids.
CUGCAAUACAUACACUACGGUCUAAGUUUGUACCCAAGGAACAUUUCUGCCAAGUUUGAUCAAGAUUGGUCAAAGGGUUUUGAUUUCUAUUUGUCACAUACUUUCUACUUAAUAAAAUAGAUAGCUAUAGAUUAGAUCUAGAUCUUAAAAAUAUUGGAAUAACUGUUACUAGACUUUAUGCAGGCCAUAAUAUGUACAUACAAAAACAAAGCCUAAUAAAAAUACUUAGAAAGACACCAAGAUAAGGCACAUUCUUUGUUUUAUAUCCUUAGGACAAAUUUGUACUAAUGCUUGUAGCAUUGUCAAACUUUAAUCAUAAAUGAAUAUCAUGGCAAACAUGUUUAGGGCCAGAUCAUAUGGAAUAUGGUCACUAUUCAACAUGACAUCUGUUAAAACUCUGGCUGAUCUACAGUUACUUAUUGAAUCAUUAAAAGACAAGCAAUUCUGCAAUGCAUUUGUAUAUCAUUUGUUUUUAAACUCUGGCAAAAAGGCACAACAGACUGGAGCACACCUCAUUGAUUUGGCACAAAAACAAGACUGCAACCUUAAUUCUGUAAAAAUAAAAAUUGCUAGGCUGAAUAACCAAAUGAAGGUUUAUAAGAGUACAAUUACCAAAAAUUGGAACAUCAUUGUGAACUUUUUGGCUCAAGAGUUCAGAUUUCCAGUAGCCAAACAGAAACACGAUCCUGUUCGCCCCAAGAUGCCACCCCCUCCUUUUUCACCGUUGGAAACCAGAGCAGUAACCUGUUGCUUGUCUUGUCAACACCAGAGACUUACAAACUCAAACUUAAAAGCAUCUAAUAGUAAGUUAAAGCAAUCCCUCUACCAGGAGAGAAAAGAAAAAAACGAGAUCAGAAAAACGUAUGAGGUGAGGAAAGUAAAUCAAAAAUUAAAGAGAAACACAUCAAGAAUUUCAAAUUAUAAACUUAAAACGCAAGGCCUUCGGGCGAAAAUCAUUUCUUUAGAAAGAUCUCUAAAACGUUCACACAUAAAAUGUAAACAUUUGGGUCAAAAAAACAUGGAAAAUGAAAAAAAGAUAGAUUACCUCACAAUGGAAGUCUGCAAGUUAAAACAGUCAAAAGAAAUGUACAAACAGUUAUUGCUUGAAAAGUCACUUUUGAUUGAAAACUUGCAAGAAAAAGUUGUGCAAUAAGAGCCAUCACAAAUAAUUACAAAAGAGAAUUAAAAAAAAAAAAAAAACCUAUUAGAUACUUUGUCACUUCAUAUAUUUUGAUCGUGACGUGUGUUCUAAUACGCAUGUAGUGGUGUACCUGGGUCCUCAUAUGAGGGUCAGACUACUUAGAUGUGUACACAGGACAGUACAGUUCAAGGACAAUAACAAUGUACUGAGCAAAACUUGAUAUAACAGACAUAAGACAUUUAGACUUUGUUAAACUUUUACUUGUACAAGAAAAAGAAAAUAAGAGCUAUAAAUUGUGUAAAAUUAUAAUAAAUUUUAUGUUUUCUCUACAUACAUAAAACGAUUUAUUAAAAAAGUCUGACACUAAA